CGGCCAAAAUAGAAAUGCUACGGAAUGAUAGCGCUGCGGCACGGCGAGCUGCUCCUGGGACGUUGCUGAGACGUUCCGCAUCCGCGCCCGGUGGAAAUGGUCUCAUUGAUUAGAGUGGAACCUAUCUGCUGCGGUGACCGCGGCCAAGAUGUGCCGCAGCCGUAACGUUGCCGUAACGCGUCCGGUGGAAUCAGGCCUUAACACACAGGACACAACUCAUCACAAACUAAAAUGAUCCGACAAGGAACAAAGGAAAGACAAGGGCUUAAAUACAAAACACACACAGGGCACGCAACGAGUAACAGCUGAAACACAUUAGGGGAGGGAGCAGUAAUCACACAGGAGGGAAACCUGACAUGUGGAGAAACAAGACCGAUACCAAAGUAAAACAGGUAACACACCAAAACAAGACAAGGAAACCGACAGACCAUGACAUGAUCGCAAGCAGAGGACCUUGAGAGUUAUUGAGCAGCAGCUGAACCAGUCUAAAAAUCGGACACGUUAACGGAGCACUGAACUAGGCCCUCUCGGAUGCCAUUUGUUUCACUACGACUCCUUUCAGCUGCACAACUCUCUUCUCCAGCAAAAAAGAAUAGGGGAUUAUCAUGCUGAUACGUAUUACUUCCGCUUUUGGUGAUCAUUGUGCACUGUGACAUCCGGUGAAUAACUCAUCACUCUGGCGAAACGAUGAUGGAGGACCGGCAAUUCACUUUCACUACAUCCCUGAUAAAUCUACCCAAAAUCACGUUUUCUGACGUUCACAGACUCACUGAACAACAUUCCAUUACAGCCCGCUCCAAACUGGACAAGGGAUACAGUUUAUUUUUCGAGAAAUAUAUCUACGACUACGAAGGUGAGUGUCUAGCUUACGCUAGGUAGGUUGGCAUGUUAACGUCAGUUUGGCGUCAGCUCAGACAUUUCAUUUUAUUAUUCUGAUGUUAGCGUUUGUCAGUGUCAACUACCUAACGGCAACAUACAAGUGUCCCUUUGCUAGAAUGAACAAUCCACAGUACAUGCAUUAAUCAUGUUUUUUUCUACCAGUGUCCAACAUCAUUGAUAGGGAUGGCUGUCAGGUCUAGGUGUUACAGGUCGAUGAAGAAGCGAGAACAGCCCCACUAUUUGAAGAUUGUUUUCCAAGCUGACGGCGCCAAUCUUCAAGAAACCACAUGCAGCUGUACAGCAGGCAAGGUUCUUUGCAACCAUCUAGUGGCCUUGUUGUUCCAGAGUGCCCAUUACAGCAUGUUGCAGGUGAGAGCUGUACCACCUCCUAUGGCCUGCACAAGCUCUCUGCAAACAUGGCAUCGACCAAGGACUAAGGGGAUCCAUGCAGAGCCGGUUCCAGACUUGGUGGUUAGGAGACCAAAGCCAUCCCCCAGGAGUGUAUGCAAAUCAACACUCUAUCAAGCAUACACAGGAUCCCUCCCUGACCUGCAAGUCUUGUCUCUUGGGGAAACACUGAAAAAUAUCAGGCCGCAACCACUGAUAUCCUCAGUGCUACAUGGCUUGUCUGAAGUCUCCAUGGUCGACUCCAGCUUCGGACCUGUGCCGCGGGGUUCACCCCUGUCCUACCAGUGUCCUCCUGUGGUCAAACUCAGAAAUGAUGUUCAACAUCCAGAUGCACCAUCAUUCCCUAAACUGCCUUUAGAGGGGUCAACGUGUCCCACUACUUUUCCAAAAUGUGCCUCAAACUCCCAACAGUUUCUCCAUUUGGACAGCUUAACUGUGACACAUGAGAUGGCAGCUGAGAGAGAGGAGCAGACACGUGAGCAGUCUGAGUGCCCAUUAUGGCAAGCUUUACGCAAGCCUAGAGUGACAGCUAGUAGGUUCUAUGAGGUUAGCCAUGUGAAAGGACCGUCUUCUGGUCAGACCCUGGCAGGGCGGAUACUUAAGGGUGUACGCCAAACACCCGCAAUGAAAAGGGGCCUUGAUCGCGAGCCGCAGGUGCUGGAACAAUAUUCAAAACAUUGCAAUGUAAAUGUCUCGCGCUGUGGAUUUGUCAUCCAUCCCGAUGCUCCUCACCUCGGGGCUAGCCCUGAUGCGAGAGUAUAUGACCCAAGUGCCGUUCCGUGUUUUGGGCUGGCUGAAGUUAAAUGCCCAGACAUCUCUAACAUUUCUGAGGCAGGACAUGUUAAAAUCGUGAAUGGUCAGGCAAAACUGAAAAAGAAUCAUAAAUACCACUGGCAGGUUCAAGGUCAAUUGGCAAUAACUGGAUUGAGUUGGUGCGAUUUUAUAACCGACACUGAGGAAGACUUCACAGUCGAAAGAGUCUGGAGGGAUGAUGAAUUUAUAAAGGAGAUGAAAAAUAAGGUAGACCUGUACUUCUUUGGUACAUAUAUGAAUGUGUAUUUUCAGCAGAAAGUGAAAUGAACUGAAAGAAUAAAAGGAUUUAAUUCAUUCCCUUUCUCUGAGUACAUAAUUUACUACAUUACAUAUUAACAUUUUGAAUACUUUCUGGAUAGACUGACUGGACUUUAAAAUUGAUUAUAGAUGCAAGACUUCUCAUUCAAUUAUAUACAGAAUUACAGCUCCGGGAAAAAUGAAGGGACCACUCCAAAUGUUCAGUGUCUCUCGUUUUAAUAUUUAUUAUGUUUGAGUAAACACUAUUCUACAGGGAUGUAGCCUUUUAAAUCAAGGGGUCCCUGGAAGUUGGUCAACACACAGCAGACGGUCCACAGCUGGUUGACUGUCCCAGACAAGGUGAGAGGGACAGUGCAAUCCCAGAUGCGGUACUCCUUGACUCGGCGUAUUGCUCUUUCCACAAGGAUUCGA
Molecule: messenger RNA, 2769 nt
Organism: Gadus chalcogrammus (walleye pollock)
Lineage: Eukaryota; Metazoa; Chordata; Actinopteri; Gadiformes; Gadidae
Exons: 5
Coding region: 1063-2367 (434 amino acids)
Molecular function (GO): zinc ion binding
Source: RefSeq, a predicted model, not a curated record